Messenger RNA from Daphnia pulicaria, 6688 nucleotides. RefSeq names its product protein FAM135A-like. Bases 612 to 4736 code for a protein of 1374 amino acids. The record is from RefSeq and is a predicted model, not a curated record. The transcript is spliced from 15 exons. NCBI's taxonomy places the organism in Eukaryota, Metazoa, Arthropoda, Branchiopoda, Diplostraca, Daphniidae.
GGGGGGGAGUGAAGGAGGACCGACCGAGAGACUGGCAACAGUCGGUAGACGACACGGAGUGAACGCGGUCGUGAUUGGGGGGGUAGCGCGUGACACAGACGACAACAACAACAACCAGACUGGGGAAAAAAAGAAAGAAAUCACUAACGAUUGAGACGUCUCACGUUCGACUAAUUAUCCCCCGAUGCGGAUGUAACUAGCAGAACAACAACAAGACCAACACCGAGCCGUGUGUCUGGAAUUAACGGUGAUUCUCGUAUUGAAUUAGGGUUAGUGUUAUACGGCCUGCGAGAGUGCGACGGAAAAAAACUCGUUAAUCAUGAAAAGGACCAACUGCUACUCCUACCGUCACUGUCGUUCGCCCUGUUGAAGAAUCUCUUGCCAAAGUGGCAGCAGCUGUGGCCGUGUUCUAUUACCUGGUCUGGAAAUCAGUUUCCUUGUGUGUGCAGUGUGUCUGCCAGUUGUGGUUUUGCUCAACAGCGCAGGAGAUUGAUUCUGCCUGCCCACCUGCGCUCUCAUCAAUCAUUUCACCUCCUCAGCCCACACAAAAACCGUAGGACAACUGCUCACUGGACCGUGGAGAACAUGCUAUCUCUCCUGUCCACAUCAUCAUGGGUGAUCUUCAAGCAACGCUAGAGCUUUUUGUGGAAUUGAACAAGUUCUACAAUGUGGACCUCUUUCAGCGAGGGAUCUACCAAGUGCGGGGGCACUUGAGGACGUCGCCCAAGAUCGCCGUCAAAUUGGAAGGAUCGCUCUACCACCGCCCGAGUGGAAACAACAACGGUCAAGGCACGACUACCGGCGGCGGCGGUGGCCAGCAGCAAGCGACUUCAUCUGCAUCCACGGCCAAUAUCCUGCACCCGGCCUGCGUCCUCAACGGCUCCUUUAUCAGUCAAACAUUCCAGAUCCUGUACCGCAACGAGGACGUCUCCCUGUCGGACAUGGCCCAAUUUAGACUGCACGUCCUAGUAGACAGCCAUAAGAUUGAAGAGACGCUCGAGCGACUGGAUUUACAUCUGGUGAUGGAGCUGUGGUUCAGCGAGCAGGGCUACAGCCUGGCAGAGUCUGGAUUGGAUUCCCAGGAACGUUUUAGCAACGGAAGCGGAGGCAACGGAGGCGGCGGCGGCAUUCUCUGCGUCUCCAGCCGGACGCUGCAGCUUCACUUGUCGCCCACGCGCGGCUUACACUACCACCUGCCCGUCCUUUUCGACUACUUCCAUCUGGCCGCCAUCACCGUCACCGUCCACGCCUCUCUCAUCGCCGUCCACCAACCUUACAUCAAUGCUCCCCGGAGUGGCCGUUCUCGGAUGGGCAACAAUGCCAGGACUUCGUAUUCCCGUUACGACGAAUCAUCCUUCGAUAGUUUCUUCUUUCCCGGAGGGACUGGAGUCAAAUCGACGGGUCACGCCGGUUGGCGAUUGGCUCAGGCGCGACAAGUUCACCGGGACGUGUGCAGUUUGCUGUCGGCCUCGGCCGAAUCGCUGCGCUCCGCCCGGCGUCGCUUCCUCAACGAGUUGCCGGAAGAGCAGCACGACGAGCAGCACUCGAGUCGACCGCUGCGCGGAACAAGUGCCGACGACCAGCACAUUCCGGCGUCCACCUCGCAAGUGACGCUGGGAGGAGGCCGGGACGGACACUCGUCGGACUGCGAGGAGGAAUUCGUCGCGGCGGCCAACAACGAGAUUGGCCAGCUCUGUGCUCACAAUGUCCUACUCUGGCGCAAGUUGCUGGACGCCUUUGCCGGCAGCGAACCCGUCCGCUUGAUGCUGGCCCAGCAACAUCACGCCAACCGGGUCAGACGUUUCGCCGAGGCCUUUUACGUCGUCAAUCACCCAAGGCCGGCCAUGGCCAAUUGCAACGACGCCGAUGUCCACACUUACCUUUACGUGACGGAGGCUCUGCGCAAAUCCAGGUAUCUGUCCAGCUUGCCUCCGUUGCCGGUCGAGUGUCUGGAAAUGAACGGCGACAUCAAUAGUCUGCCCGUCAUUUUCGAGGAUCGCUACGAGCCAGCCGGCAGCGCCGGAUUCAAGAAAAGAUCCUUCACUAAUCCGGCCGCCAAGCCCACCACGCCCAAGUGUGAUGGGCCCUUUGAGUUCCAGCAGCCCAUUUACGAGGAGAUUAAUCCACAGACGCCGUCCGGCAACAAAAGCCUCUUGCAGCCUCAGCAGUCUCGACAAUCCCGUCGCCCACCGGGGGCCACGUUGGUGGUGAAUCAUGUUUAUCGAUCUCUGCCCCAGACGCCGCUCAUUAGCGGGGCGUCACCGUCCGUCCUGCACCACCACCACCACCACCUUGGCCAGCAGCAGCAAGAGUUUCUGCUGGGAGAUCACCGCCGGCGCUCUUACGGCGGAGAAAAAGGCCAACUCCAAGCCGAAUUGGCACACGACGCUCACGUCACGGAAACGGCGGCCGGAUCGUUGUCGUCACGUCCGGCGGCCGACGACAUGGACGACAUGGACGGCGGAGGCGAGGAGCCGCUCAUUCGUCAUGUCAACGACGACGACAGCGGCGGCGGCGACCAUUUAAAUGACAAUGGCAACUCGGCAAGCGGAUCACGUUUCAAAUUCCGCCCACUGGUCACGAGCAAAAGCUCCGAAAACUUUCAGCAGCUCAGACGAGUCGCCAUGGCAGCCGCCGCCAGGAGGAAUCCGUCGCUACCCGUCAAAUUACUGGGAUACAAACCCCUGGUGGAGUGCUGCACGGCAGCUAAUCCGCAAUCCAAUAGCGAAUCUCUACCGGAUCUGAAAUGCGCAUCGCCCGGUCGCCAGGCGGUCGCCCAUCGAAUCAAACCACCGACAUCGGACCUGGCCUUUUGCCACAGCGUGUCCGAUCCGGCUCUGGUCCGCGCUGCUUCGAGCGGACGGACUUUGAAGACGAAUGACAUCAUGACCAAGGGUGCCAUGGCGCCCACCAGUCCACUCAUUGAACGUCUCAGGGCCGACGGAUUGAAUUCCUCGGCCAGCGACUGUAGCGACCAGAGCGGAUGGGUUUCCUCGACCAUGUCCAGCCGACAGAAUAGUCCGCCACCGGCCCGUCACCGAUGUCGAGACGAGCCAACUUAUCCUGAAUUAGAUCCCGCUCCGCUGGCUCCGCCGGAAGAGUUCCAAGAUCCUCCCCGGUUGAGAAACUUUGCUGCCAAGCGGUUCAACCUGAACUCGAUGCUCAUCUCGCCCAAGCGGGACGCUCCGCCUGAAGGCACACGCGGAACGUUUCGCAGCCUCGGGGAAGACGAAGGUCCCGGUAUCGGUCGCAGCAGUAACGGCAAUCAGUCCGGCGGCCGUAAACCGCGCCCGCUCAGUCAAGAGGAACUCCGAUUGCUUCAGUUAUUGCUGUAUGAAAUGUGCCGACCGGGCCAGCCGAAUCCGCUCAUUAGAGCGCUGUCUCAUUCACUUUACGAGUCUUUGGCUGUUUCCUUAUCCCUGACAUCCAACAAUCCAUCCACCCAGCAUUACAAGUUGCUGGAGCCGAAUGUUUCGCAUUCGACUUCGUUGCCGUGUCUCAUUAAAAAUCAGGACGACGAAGCACUCGACUUGCAUCCGCUGCACGCCCAAUACCAACAGAACCAGCGCCAAAUGCAGCAGCAGCAACAACAGGAGCAACAACAUCAACAACAACAGCAGCAGCAGCACAGCCAACUCCAAGAGCAGCGAACUGGACUUCACCCGAAUAUUCAACAGCGAUCGGUUUCGCUUUCAACUUUGCAACCCAAAGAGGAGACCUCGGCGGAGAGCGAAGGAGAGGAGCUGCUCCAACAAAAGUUGGUCUCGAUGCUGGGCGACGGCACGCUCUCCUUCCUGAAAGCCAAGGAGGAUUUCAAACGUCAGAUUCACUUUAACGGGACGCUCUACUCGGAUAUCCAUCCGAUCAAUCCGACGUCGCCUUACUUCCACGUGGCUGAGGAGUUAAGGCCUUUCUCGCCCGAGGGACUCCACUUGAUCGUCUGCGUUCACGGGCUCGAUGGCAAUUCGGCCGAUUUGCGACUGGUCAAAACCUAUUUGGAAUUGGUUCUGCCCGGCUCCAAUUUGGACUUUCUCAUGUCCGAACGCAAUCAGGGUGGGACAUUCAGCACGUUCGACACCAUGACGGACAGGCUCGUCUCGGAGAUCUUCUGCUAUCUGGAGGGCAAUAAUCUCAAUCCCAAAAGGAUCAGUUUCGUCGGUCACUCGCUCGGCACCAUCAUCAUACGAUCGGCUCUUACCCGACCGCAAAUGCGACCGCUCUUGCCCAAACUCCACACUUUCCUAUCGCUCUCCGGGCCGCAUCUGGGCACCCUUUACAAUUCUUCCGGAUUGGUCAACAUGGGUUUGUGGCUGAUGCAGCGAUGGAAGAAAUCCGGCUCGCUACAGCAGUUAUCUUUGAAGGAUGCCGAGGAUCCCCGCAAUUCUUUCCUCUAUCGCCUGGCUCGCAGCUCGGAAUUGCAUCACUUUCGUUAUGUCAUUCUUUCGGCUUCGGCUCAGGAUCGAUACGUCCCGCUGCAUUCGGCCCGCGUCGAAAUGUGCCGAGCCGCCGUCAAGGAUCCCACGGUUUUGGGCACCAUCUAUCAGGAAAUGGUUCACAACAUUCUCGGCCCGCUGAUGAACAACGACAAAGUCACAGUGGUCCGUUACGACAUCCAUCACGCUCUGCCGUCGACGGCCAACGCCCUGAUUGGUCGGGCCGCGCACAUCGCCGUACUCGACUCGGAGCUCUUCAUUGAAAAAUUCCUGCUCGUCGUUGGGUCCAAAUAUUUUCAAUGAGUCGCUCUUUGAAUCACGAUCUCAUCAUCAGCCCCGACCUCGUUCCCUCCCAGUUUGGUCAACGGGGGGAGGUAUAGAAACACCCAAAUUUAUUGACGAUUACACGGCAAAUGGUAAACCUCGAAACUGCCACGGAACAAAUGGAGAACGAGAAAAUUUGGAAGAAUGAUUGAAAUGGAACAAAAAGAAUCUGGUCAACCGUCCAAUGCUACAAUAAGGGGAUUUUUAGGAGAAAUGCGAAUAAAGUUAGCAGCAGAAGGAGAUGCGACUACGUGUCUGUCAAGUCAGACUAUCUCUCUCUAACAUGGCCGUACUCUUUUUGUACAUAUAGAAAUUUUAAAAAGAAAUCCUUCUUUGACGAAUUUUUGUCGUUCCCCUGUUGCACGGAUCAAAAAAUCUCGAAUUUCUUGUUUUCGUUUUUAUUUAAUCUUGUUUUCACCAUUGAACUCUAUUUAACUGUUGAAUCUCGAGUUUCAAGUUUCAAUCAUGUCUUGUUGGUCUAUAAUGGUCUUCCCGGUGAAUCAUUUCUUGACAAAAACUUAAGGGAUUAGAAAACAAACAAAGGUUGGGUCAAAAAUUGGGAAAAUAUCAAACGAUUUAAAAAGUAUUCGAACCAAUGUUCCUCUUUUAAAAUUAAAAAUAACAAAAAUACUUACCCGUAAAGAGAUGAUUUUAAAAAAGAAAGAAAACAAACCCGCUCAUACAUUUUUGCACGGCCAUAAAUCUCUCGUAUACAUAAAUAUAUAUACAUCAAGUAUUAUGUAAUAUCCGACUAAGUCCUCAAUCUCUUUUGAUCUUUUGUUACCAAAUUCUUGUUCUUCUCGUUUUUCGCAUGAGCCAAUUCACACGGAACUUGUUAUACUUUGUCUCAUGCGCCAAAUCAGUCGUGCAAUAUCUGCUUGUUCUUACAUGAAAUCUUUUGACUCAACGAUAUGCCUCUUUUUUGGUUUUUUUCUUCCGAGAUAGACAAACGUGUUACCAGUUUCUAAAGCCACGGCACGUGGCGGGGAUUUGGAAAAAAAUAAGAUAGAUUUUCAAAAUUCCUUCUGAAUAGCUUCUCAUCAGACUGAAUUAUUUCAGAGUUACAAUACCUUUGCGCUAAUAAGCUAUGCACGUUGUUUUGUAAACGUUUUGCGAGGGAACUUAAACCGAUGCCGUUGUGACGUGUUUACCACAUUGGAGACAGAGAUCUGAGGAGACACUGAGCUGUUCUUGAUUACCCAUGAGGAAGAGCGCCGGGAAACUGUUACAUCAUUUUAAGUCGUGACUCGUGAGCACGACAAGGAUCGGCGGAUGUGCGUCAACCACCGUCUGGGGAGCUCCUUCUAUUGUGAAACUCAUGCAGUAAAUAACACCACAGUGUAGCGUAGCCGACCUUCUGGAUUCGGUUUGGAGUUUGUAUUUAUGUUUUUAACAUUGUUGACCUCUAGUACAUUCUUAAGCAUCGUUAUAAUAUUAAUUCCAAUCCUUAUUAGUCACUUUCUGCUCUGCUAGUCUGCUCUCUGUCUCUGGUUCCACACAAUUUCUUUCGAAAUUGGCAACACCGCAUCCGAAUCGCAGUUUCAGUUUUCGCACAUUUGAUAAACCGGCAACACCGCUUGGCUCGCAGUGCUGUAGUGACGUCAAGGCCAUGUUGAUUGUAGUUAGUUAUGGAAUGGCGGUUUGCUGUCAAAAGUUAAAUCCUUUCUUCGAAAAUUACCUAUGAAUGCAUAGGUAAAAUCUAGUAAUUUCGUCUAGUAAAAAGUAAAAGUAAACAAAACCUUGCGGUUAAUGUUUGGGCAAUGGGAGCUUGGGAUGAAGAAGUUGUGCUGUGUUUCUUUCAGUAAAGCAAGAUUUGCAUAGAAAAGUGAUGAAAUAGUUCAUGAAUAAUUUUACGACAAGAAGCUGCCAUACUACGACACACUUUGACAUGAGUAUCUGAAAUUCCAGUGAACCAGUCAGUUCACCAGCAA